CCAUGAGCAAACUCCAAUCUCAUCUGGGUCUCUCGCCGCUUUUGUACACCAGCUCCUUCAAUACCCAUUAGACCUUCGAAUCCUUCGUCAAAUAGUCCAAAAUCUCUCUCUCUCUCUCUCUCUCUCUCUCUCGUAUUACUUCUACUAAUUCUUAAUCUUCUCUCUCGCUCUUCCCAUGUUCAGAUCUCUCAAACUACUGUGACAGGUGAUAUUUGUUGGUGUGUGUAAUCAAUUAUGGGUCGGAGGGAUAGGGAUUUGUCGAGGUCUCGGUCACCGUCGCACCGACGGAGGUAUUCGCGGUCGCCGUCGCCGGUGGGACACAGGAACGGUUACAGUAGGAGAAGAAGCCGGAGAGAUAGAAGCCGAUCUCCUUAUUCUUACAGCAGACGAAGAAGUCGUUCAAUAUCCUCACGGCGCCACAAAAGUCGUUCUCCAACUUCAAGACGACGUAAAAGUCGCUCUCCAACCCCAAAGCGUCAUAAGAGACAAAGAAGUACAAGUAGCUCAUUGUCUCCUAUAGGAAAAUCUAAAUCUCCCAGUCCAAGUAUUGGGUCAAUAGAGCGCAAAGAUGCCACUGAAAAGUUGAGAAAAGAAGAAGAGGAAAAGAAAAGGCUCCUUUUGACGGAAGUUUCUGCUAUCUUUCGACUUGUUAUAUUUGAUGAUCAAAUUGGGUGCCUCGUUUAUCUACUGUUGACCCGUUUUGAAAUUCAUAUGUUUGGAUCAGGAAUCGGUUAGAGGUAUGCCUUAAAAGCAUAAGCAUAUAUAUUUUAGUGCCUUUGUCGACAUGAAGGUUAGUUUGUCGUUCAUUCUAGUUAUACAUUAAGGAGAGAAAGAAAAAAGGAGCUUUGCUAAGUCAAAUGCCGUUUCAACUUUUUACUGUUUUUUGGCUUCAAGGAAAUUUGGAAAUAAAAUGCUGUUUUUUCUCUACAUCAACAGUCAUUUUUGGUUUAACUUGGUUUUUUCCCUAACAGGCGUCAGCAGGAGGCAGAAUUAAAACUAAUAGAAGAAGAAACUGCAAAGAGAGUGGAAGAAGCAAUUCAGAAGAAAGUUGAAGAGAGCUUGAACUCUGAGGAGAUUAAGCUGGUGAUACAGAGGCGACUAGAGGAAGGUCGGAGGAAACUUCUUGAUGAGGUUGUAGCCCAACUUGAGAAAGAGAAGGAAGCUGCUCUUGUUGAGGCUAAACUAAAAGAGGGCAGAAUGAAUGGAUUCUAUAUGCAUUUACACGACCAUCUGAGGUUGGUUAUUGCUUGGAUCUCUAAAACGAGAAAUAGGUAAGUGGUUUUUGUAAGUUAUUUCUCUACGAGGAAAAUGGGUAAGGAAAAUCUGAACUACAUGUAAUCCUGAAAGGGUAGUAGCUCCGUCCUUGGGUCUGUCUAUUCCCAGUUCUACCUUUGUUUUGCCACUUCUUUUAAUCGCUUUAUGGACCUCUUAUGAGGUGGAAAUCUUUUUGACUUUUCCACAUGCCGUGUCCAGUAUUCUUCUGAUAUGUGUGUACAAACACAUUUUUUGGAUUAAUAAUUGGUUUGUGUCUUCUGCGGAAAUUAUUGCUUUUGUGUGGAUAGGCUGUAUGUGUUUCUAGUUAAUACAAUCUUGAUCUUCUCUGGCACCGACAUUGCAUAUUUAUGUAUUUGAUAGGAGCAAGCUCGAAAAGAAAAAGAAAAGCUGGAAAGGCUUCUUGAAGAGAACCAGAGGAAGGUGGAAGAAGCUCAAAGAAGGGAAUCUUUGGAGCAGCAACGGAGGGAGGAAGAACGUUACCGAGAAUUGGAAGAGCUCCAAAGGCAGAAGGAAGAGGCUAUGCGAAGGAAGAAACAGCAAGAGGAGGAAGAACGGGCGAACCAGAUGAAAUUGUUGGGCAAGAACAAAUCUCGGCCAAAGGUGUCGUUUGCACUUGGUUUCAAGUGAUUAAUAACAGUGAGAUGAUUCUGCUUCUCACUACUUAGGUGUGUGGUUGGCUCAUAAGUUGCUUGCUUUGAAUUCUAUAAAAUUUCAAUUUUAAAACUAGUUUCUGCUGGUGUAUUAUCUUUCAACAUUUGCCCUCCUUAUAUCGAAAAAAAAUAUUCUUGCAGUUUCUUUGCUAGUAGUCCUUAGAUCGUACCCGUGAUUGAUGCCUAUACCGUGACAUAUUCUUUAGAGGGUACAAUAGGUGCCUCUGUGUAAGAAUUCUGCUGAUUAAUUUUGAUAAUUUUCUUAUAUAGUUUAGGAACAGUAAGGGUCCAUCUGGGGGUUAGGAUUUCAAGGUGUGGUCCUCAAUUUCGACGAUCCAAGUUGCCACUGCAGAGUUGAACCGCCCAGAUCAUGGGUAGAAACAGGUACCAACAGUUCUGGUAACACUGUUACAGAUCACCAUUGAGGUUGGCUCCAAAUUGCGUAGAAAUUAUUGGCAUAGUUGUAAUGAGCUUUCCCCAUCGGCUGUUUCUCAAGCCCAAGCCCUUCCUUUGUCAAGUGCUACUGUAUUGCCAUGUAUGAGAAAG
Molecule: messenger RNA, 2471 nt
Organism: Ilex paraguariensis (yerba mate)
Lineage: Eukaryota; Viridiplantae; Streptophyta; Magnoliopsida; Aquifoliales; Aquifoliaceae
Source: the annotation of a GenBank genome assembly